AUAUAUAUCCAGUUUGGCAUUGUUUCUUAACAUGGAGUUAAACUACAAAUCCCACAAUUCCAUUCGACCUUUCAGAGACAUCCGGGGACGCGGGAAACACGAACGCUCGCGGUGUGUGAUGGGCUCAUGUCUGCUGUCAGUGGCUGAACAGCUCUUUAAAGAUCUUCAGAGAACCUACACACAGACGAAACACAUUCCAGAUGAUCUACUGAUAGCAUUGCGGUUUGUGUUCGGCCCCUGCGCCCUGCAGGCAUUGGACCUGGUGGAGAAGCACUCGGUCAAGUGUGUGACAUCACCCAGCGGCCGAAAGGUUUUUCAGGUUUUGGGAGGGUCGGGACGUCUGUACACCUGUUACUCGUCCUGUCACUACUGCCCGUGCCCCGCCUUUUCUUUCUCUGUGCUCAGACGGAACGAGAGUCUGAUGUGUAAGCAUCUCCUGGCUGCCUGCUUGAGUCAGGCCAUGGGUUUGUGCCACCAAGAACAGGUCUCAGAUCAGCAGAUGACACACGUUCUCUCAGGGCAAACGGAGGCCAACACAUGAAUAGCUGGUCUUGAGAGGGACUCCAGAGGCUCGGAAGCAAAUAUUAGGAAUUCAAAAUGAUUUUUGUGACUUCUGCAAUAUUGAAGAUUCAUACAUUUGUGAUGUGGGUGAAUUUGAUUGAUGUGCUUUUGGUUGAAAUGUGAUAUAUUGUGCAAUGCUUUUUUUUGUAAAUUUUACAUUUUGAUUUGUUUUCCGUGAUCAGUUUUGCUUGAUUAAUGGAUUGAUUCUCGUUGAUAAACAUGCUAAGCCGUAAAGCGAAGGGCCAGAUGUUUGUGUAUGCAUUUGUUAAAUAUAUUGUAUGUGCUGCCAGAGAUUGUACAUCUGUUCAUUGAGCGUGACCGUGUUUAUUUUUGGAGUUUCCGUUUGUUUGAAAGUUCUGCACCCUAGACAAACAAUGAGGCCACGAGACAAUUUUGUACUUUGCAUUAAAAGUUUGUACAAGUUUUUCUUGAAAUUCUCUGAAGCAAUUGUUCAAAAAGAAACUAUAAAUGCUCCUUACAGUAUAAUAUAAUCAAAGUGACUUCAUCUUGUCUUGCUCGAUUGUAUGUAUUAAAAAAAAAAGAUAUACAGCCACGGAAAAAGUAUAUGCCAUUUCUAGAUCUACUGUGGUCAUUCUAGUCUGUUGAAUUACAACUAAAUCAAACCUCAGGAGUGACAAAGUCAUCCAACAGCAAUGUGAAAGACUUACA
Molecule: messenger RNA, 1230 nt
Organism: Triplophysa dalaica
Lineage: Eukaryota; Metazoa; Chordata; Actinopteri; Cypriniformes; Nemacheilidae
Gene: zswim7
Product: zinc finger, SWIM-type containing 7
Exons: 6
Coding region: 32-541 (169 amino acids)
Biological process (GO): double-strand break repair via homologous recombination
Cellular component (GO): Shu complex
Molecular function (GO): zinc ion binding
Source: RefSeq, a predicted model, not a curated record